Molecule: messenger RNA, 2271 nt
Organism: Hypanus sabinus (Atlantic stingray)
Lineage: Eukaryota; Metazoa; Chordata; Chondrichthyes; Myliobatiformes; Dasyatidae
Gene: eif2b5
Product: eukaryotic translation initiation factor 2B, subunit 5 epsilon
Exons: 16
Coding region: 22-2142 (706 amino acids)
Cellular component (GO): eukaryotic translation initiation factor 2B complex
Molecular function (GO): translation initiation factor activity; translation initiation factor binding; guanyl-nucleotide exchange factor activity
Source: RefSeq, a predicted model, not a curated record
GUCACUCUGUCACUCACAAAGAUGGCGGCGAAGCACCGCGCGGGCCGGCGGGCGGCGGGAGCCGGAGCGGUUCGGGUGGCCGACGAGACUGAGCAAUCGGUGCCGUUACAGGCCGUGUUGGUGGCGGACAGCUUCAACAGGCGCUUCUUCCCCAUCACCAAGGACCAGCCGCGGGCUCUGCUCCCCCUUGCUAAUGUAGCACUAAUCGAUUAUAGCCUGGAGUUUCUCACAGCAACUGGUGUCCAAGAGACCUUCGUUUUCUGCUGCUGGAUGGCCCCGAAGAUCAAAGAACACAUUCAGAAUUCGAAGUGGAACCGUCCCACCUCUUCAAAUACCAUCCACAUCAUGAGUUCUGAGUCGUAUCGCUCUUUGGGGGAUGUGUUACGGGACGUGGAUGCAAAGUCACUUGUCCGCUCAGAUUUCAUACUAAUUUAUGGAGAUAUUGUAUCCAAUAUUAAUGUGACCAAAGCACUGGAGGAACACAAGGCUCGACGGAAGUUGGAGAAGAACGUGUCUGUCAUGACAAUGAUUUUCAAACAGUCAUCACCAGGUCACAGGACAAGGAGUCAGGAGGAUGAUAUCAUUGCAGCCGUGAACAGCAAGACCAGCCGUGUGCUACACUAUCAGAAAGCCCACAAGCUUAAGAAAUUCCAAUUUCCCAUGCACCUGUUUCACGGUAACAAUGAUGAGAUUGAAAUCCGGCAUGAUCUACUCGACUGUCACAUUAGCAUCUGUUCCCCACAGGUAGCAGAACUGUUCACAGAUAACUUCGAUUAUCAAACCAGGGAUGAUUUCGUGAGGGGGAUUCUUGUAAAUGAAGAGAUAUUGGGCAAUCAGAUUCAUAUGCACGUGACAGCAGAUGAAUAUGGGGUGAGAGUCUCCAACCUACUCACGUACGAAGCCGUGUGUUCCGAUGUCAUCCGCCGCUGGGUCUACCCAUUGACACCGGAGAUGAACUUUUCAGACGAUGAGAGAGGUUUCAGUGUCCACCUGCGCCACAAUGUCUACCGAGGCUCAGAAGUCAGCCUGGGUCAGGGCAGUGUGUUGGAAGAAAACGUUGUCAUUGGUAAAGGCACUGUCAUAGGAAGGAACUGUUUUAUAACAAACACCACCAUUGGUCACAAUUGCUUUAUAGGAGAUAACGUGAAACUUGACCAAGCAUAUAUCUGGAAUAAUGUCACCAUCGGAAAUGGAGUGGAAAUCUGCAGAUCAGUUGUGUGUAGCCAAGUGGAAGUUAAGCCUGGAGUCAAACUCAACACGCAUGGUGUUUUAGCGUUUAAUGUGGUUGUGGGGCCAAAUAUAUCCUUUCCUGAGGGAACUGUCAUCUCGAUGCAUCUGCCAGAUGAAGAGGACGAUGAGGAUGAGUUUGGCGAUGACACAGGAGUGAACGAUGCACCAUCGAAAACGAAGGUGAAAGGGUACAACCCAGCUGAAGUAGGAUCGGAGGGUGUGGGAUAUAUAUGGAGAGUCCCCACUGAGCAAGAAGAUGAAGAGGAAGAGCUGGUGCAUGACAUGUGGGGUCUGAAUCUGAAGCCUCAGUCAGGGAGCGAGAGUGAGAGUGAAAUGAGUCUCUGCUCACAAGAGGAAGAGGACAGAAGUAUUUCACCCCAGCUGGAUGACGUGAAAGUAUUUCAGAAUGAAGUUCUUGGCACCUUGCAGCGAGGGCUGGAGGAAAAUAUUUCCUGUGAUCACCUUGUGUUGGAGAUUAAUUCUCUCAAGUAUGCCUACAACAUCACCAUGAAGGAUGUGACACAGCUCACUACCAAGGUGGUCCUGGAAAUGCCACUCCAACAGCACAGACCUGAACUCUCUGCCACACAGUAUGGCAAUGCUCUCAUUUCACUUUUGAAGAAGUGGUCACAGGUGUUUAAGAACUACAUCAAGCGGGCCAUUGAUCAUCAGAAUUGCUUGGCUGCUAUCGAGGAGUUUUUCAUCGAACAUGAGGCACUGUGGUCUGUCAUCGUCAAGGUGCUGAUGACUCUGUACCAGCUGGAAGUGUUGGCAGAAGAGGCUGUUCUGCGUUGGUUCUCUCAGACCACAUCAACAGAGAAAGCAAAACGGCUUCGAAAGCAUCAGGGGGUCCAGAGGUUCAUCAAAUGGCUAAAGGAGGCAGAGGAAGAAUCGUCCGGAGGAGAGGACUGACCAGUAGAUCACAUGCAGCACCACUGUUGAACUGAAAUGACCACUUGGUUGGCUGACCUGAAUCUCAUUUAGUCUGUUAUAUAAUUUUAAAUGGAAGGAGUAAAGAGUUUAUCAGAUUUAAAGUUUUAA